AUGCUUCAGCGCAGAAAAGUAGGAUGUUGAUGUUGUGUCUGCUCUUGUGUCAAGCUCAUUUGUCACUUAUAUUUUAAAAGAAGCGUAGGAAGACCUUUUCAGAGGAUUUCUCGGCAACGCACGGCAGGAGGGGGGCUCAGCCCACCCAGUCUGUCAGCCAGUCGUGUUGUGCUGCCGCCGCCGCUGCUGUUGCUGCUGCUGCUAGUUGUUGUUCAGUAGCUGGUGCGCAAACGGAAAGCUGCGUUUUAAUGCUAAGUGGCGGAUGUAAAGCGACGUGUUGCGACCUUCUCGGAAACGGCAACUCUUUAAAGGUUUUGUUGGAAGAGUGGACGGGAUAGCGUGGGGGGAAAAAACACCACCAGCAGAGCUCGGAUAAAAAAGGAGUGUUGCCUUCUCUUACGGGAACUCAGUUGCUGUCUCUUUUCAGCUGAGGUCGUCUCUCGACUGGAGCGGGGAAACAUCGGUGAUAUCUGAGAUAAUUCCCUUCAGUGGAGCUGCGAGGGUUAACCAGUCGGAUGAGGGUUACCUUUUGAUAUAAAAAGGUUUUUUUUGUUCUGACGCCUGCGACAAGGAGAGGUAGUUGAGACACACAAACCUACGUUACGGCACUUUGGAGAAACAUGUGAUGGCUCACACAAGGCAGACAGCUUCCCUCGGGCAGAACCACACUAUUUCUGACUGGUGGGAUACCAGCCAUACCUGGCUUCAUGGUGGCACUAUGGGCGGUGACUGGCCUGAGCGUACAUUACGUUUUGGCAGGACAAAGAAGAUUAGUGGGAUCAUAAGACAAAGGAAAGACCAGAACGUCAAGAGGAUAAAUGAGAAGAGGGAAGGAAGAAGAUUAGAUGAGAGCAGGAAGUUUGACAAAAGGCGAGAAAAGAAACGAGUCCGAAAGUUGUACCCUCUGCGUGGUCGGACUGGAAAUUCAGAGGAGGAGGGGCUAAGUUGCCAUGUUCUCCUUACUCGUUUGGAAGAAAGCUCACGUGAAAAGGUCAGGUCUAAACGUAAAGAAGGAAAACACAGGCACAAAACCAAAUCCAAAAUGGGCAAAACCAGAGCCGGAUUAAAGGCAAAGUCAUCACCAAAAAAUAAACUAAAAUCAAAACAUAAAAGUUUAGCUGACUAUCCUGAGCUCAAAGACUUACAACCACGCAAGCGCAGACUGGCAUCUCUCAAUGCUGAGGCGGUGAAUAGUUUACUGCUUGAAAGAGCCACUGAUGCCCAACCAGCAGCCAAACAGGCCAGAAGGCAGAAGGAAUCUCUGGAUGGAGCAGUUUCUCUGGAUCCAGCCAGAAGUCUAAAAGCUUCACGAGGGAACAUUACUAAAGUCUCUACACCCAACAAGGUUGAGCAGUGCCAAAGUCCUAAGCUGAAGAAGAAGGCUAAAGCUAGUCGAGGUGAUGAAACUGUUUGGAUGAGUCAGGAAUGUUUAGAUGCACCUACACCAAGACGACUAGCUGGACUCAACGCUGCAGCCCUGCUGAAGUUAACAAGCUCCUCUGCCACCAGUAAACAGAGAGUAAAGGCCAUACCGACAGCAACGGUCACAGCCAACUCCAUGGCUCCUACUGAAGCCUCGACCCCAAAGCAGCACCACAGCGUCAAACCCCAAAACAAGCGCCACAAGCAGAAAGGCAAAAAGCUCCCGCCCCUGCUCAGUGGCUGCACAGCCUGCAAGAAGAAAGCAGACUUUGAGCCCAAGGUGGAGUGGGAGACGGGUAACUGCACCCAACGCCUGACCAAACCAGGUUAUCAGUCUCGUAGCAUGUUAGGAUACCCACUAAAGCAGGUGAAGGAAGAGCAGUUGGAGACCGAAUUUAGCCCAUACUACUGCUGUCCCCCAGAGGGGUCUGUGGAGUACUGCCACCGCUUGGCCUGCUUCCUUGGCCAGCAGCCCUACGGGGACUCAGAUGACCAGUCACUAAACUCAGCCAUGACCCCCGUGAAGCCAGAGUGCCUAGUAACCCCAUCAUCUCUCACACAUUCCCACCCACACAGAGCACUUACCCUUACCCCCCACCCAUGCCUCUGCACUGCUGACCACUGCUUCCCCAGCUACUACGUUCACAUCACCCACCCAACACACACUGGACAGACAUCAGGAGCCCUGGCCACACGGCCUCUCAACUUUAGCUCCACGAGUUUGUGCCCCAGUCAUAUUACUGGAUCCAAGCUUCUAGGAGGUCAGGUGUCGCACCCAUCGAGUUUAGGCCAUCCCGCGUACUGCAACUCUGUGGCUUCCCCCUGUUAUAGCGAUGCCUGCGGGAUCAGUGGCUACAGCUACAGCGCACUGCCUGCAGUAACGGGCAGGGGUUGUUCUUUCAGUGCAGGCUGUACCAGAUGCACACACAGCAUUAAGACAGAGGCUUACACAACCCCACAGAGUGACCACAGUCCUUCCCUUCUGGUUCCCCCCACCAUGCCAAUUUCCCAAUGUCCACUAUCCAGCGUGCCCACUUCAACACAGACUAAAGCUCACCUUUUGACCCCCCUGUCUGGCCGAGAUCAGCCCCAGGCCAGGUUAAAGCUAGUUAAGGAAUGCCCUCAGAGCACAAAGGCCUCCAACGGCUCCUCCAUGGGCCACACACGGCUCCUAGCGAAACAGGCGUCCCCAGUGCCGAUCCUUGGCACCAGCAAACAGAAGAAGAUCAGCCGUAGACGUGCCACAAAUGGCUGGCGGCCUGUUGGCAUCCCCACAGAGAGGGAGGUCUUUAUUGCGGGAGAAGAUGAGGCGGCAAUGCGGAGGUGUUACGAGGGAGUGGAAAGGGACGGCGAAGUGAUACGUGUCAGAGACACUGUACUACUACGAUCUGGUCCAAGGAAGAAAUCCCUACCAUAUGUUGCCAAGAUAUCAGCGUUGUGGGAGGACCCUAAAACAGGAGAGCUGAUGAUGAGCCUUUUUUGGUACUACAGGCCUGAGCACACCCAGGGAGGCCGAGAUCCCGGAGCACACAGUGAGAAUGAGAUUUUCGCCUCUCGGCAUCAGGAUGAAAAUAGUGUGGCCUGCAUAGAAGACAGAUGCUAUGUUCUCCCUCUAGCCCAGUACUGUCGAUUUUGUGCCUUGGUGAAGCAGCGCGCCGAAGGCGCCCCACCUGGCAGGGCCAGCAUGGUGCCCUUCCGCCCUGACUUCGCCCCUCCCUCCCACCGCUGCGUGCCCACAGACGUCGACCCUGAGCUGGUGUACCUCUGCCGGCACGUCUACGACUUUCGAUAUGGACGCAUCUUGAAGAACUUGCAGUAGAGCAGGAGCCCCCUGCACCUUUGAAUCGGUCGUCAAAAUUGUCCACCCUCCUGCACAGUGGACGGGCAGCUGAAGGACUGAAGAGCCCUCACAACCAGAAAAGUGUGUGGAUGGGGCUUGGCAUGUACACAUUAUGAAGCACAGAUCCCUUUAGUUAAAUACCAAGAAGUUAGAAUGUUGUAGGGAAUCUCAGCUCAGUCAGAGCACCGAUCAUUCCUGGUGUGGAAAACUAAACUCAAUCCAUCCACUCAGAUUUUUCUUAGCUUAGCUCUUGUUGGUUUUAUAGAAUCUUGACUCCCCCUCCUCAACCCCACCAUGCCUUUACUGCCAGCAAGGCUGAGCACCAGGUCGAGAGGGGCUCCAGUCAGAACCGUGUUUCCCCUAAAGCACCUUAGCUCAACAAUCAUGUUUGUUCCAUUUGAGAGCCGCUGGCACAGGGACAGUCCGGCGCUGCGCUCAGGUGCUGCCAGGGAAACACAAGCCUAGCCCUGUCAGCUCUGUGUUAACGCCUCUCGACAAGCAUGGAUGAAGGAGCAGCUAAUGGAGAGUGUCAUCCUUUUUCCCCCGAUUUGACUCUGCACAUUGUGUGUGUGUGUGUGUGUGUGUGUGUGUGUGUGUGUGUGUGUGGUGUAUAUGUUCGGUGUUGGCACUGGGGUUAUAUAUAGUGACAUUUGGGAGGCUUUCAGGUAAUCAAACCAAUCAAGCAGCUUUAGGUGAAGUGGAUCUUUUUUUUCCCCCUGAAGUUGAGUUAAAUGAUUUAACUUUAAGCAAAUUUGAAAGUACAUUACCGAUUUCAUAUUGGGCUCAAGGAUGAAGAUGACCAUAUAUUGUUUAUAAUAUAUGACAUGUAUGAUUAUCACUUAUAUGGUGAGACAGAAGCAGCUAUUCGUAUCACAUCUGAGUUGAAAGCUGUAAAACAAGGAUAUCUGUAGUCCCAAAAAGUGGGAAUUUAUUUGUUGAUUGACUGGAGAAGUUACUGACAAGUGCGUUGUUAACAGGGAGACUACGCUGAUGUCAGGUUGCACAUAAUGUCUAAUGUUUAGACUUUAUGCACUUAACAUAACAGUCCAGAAAACAAAAACAGUGCCUUGCUAAAGUAUUCAUUCACCUUAAGCUCUUUUACAUUUUGCCACAUUACGACCAAUGAUUUUAGUGUAUUUUAAGAAGUAGUUUUGAAUUUAGUUUUUACUAAUUAAAACUGGAUAAAAACAAUGUAGCAUGCAUUUGUAUUUAGCCCUCCUUAUUCAGUGUUUUGCAUAACCACCGAUAUCAUCAUGCUUCCACCAUCAUGUUCCACAGUGAGCGUGGUGUGUUCAGGGUUACCUGCAGUGUUAGUUUUCCCCAAAGCAAAGUGUUUUGCACACAAGCUAAACGUUUUAUUUUUAAACUGAUCUGGCCUGCACUUUCUCCCAUGUUUGCUAUGUCGCCGUCAUGGCUUGUGAGCAAACUGCAAAUUGGACUUCUUUCAAUAACGGCUUUGUUUUAGUCACUUUUCCAUCAAGGCCAGAUUUGUGGAGUACUUAGCUUAUAGUUCAGUUAGGUGACCUAUAAAGGCUAUGUGUGUACCAGAGCAAAGGGAGGUGAAUAAAAAUGCACAUUAAACUUUACAAAUUUUUCCAAAUAAAUUUAUUAAAUUGUUUUUCUUCUAAUUUGACAUUACUGUGUGUUUUUCUAUCACUAAACUCCCAGUAAAGCACAGUUUGUGGCUGUAAUGUGACCAAACAUAAAAAAGCUCAAGAGCUGGGAAUACUUUUGCAAACUACUGUCUUUCCAGUCCAUUUCCAGUCUCCAGUUUAACACGUUAACGUAUCUCUCGCCCACUAAGUCUGUUCAGCCCAUUCUGAUUCUUAAUUAGUUUUCUCACGCCCUCCCAGCCCUCUGCAGCCCAGCCGAGAUGAACCAAAAAAUGUGGCACAAGUUUGAAAUUCCCCAUCUCCUCCCUCAUGCCUCUCCUCCUCAUCAGCACUUGUUCCCAUGUUUUGUUUCACUACAGCAUUCCCACAAUAACACCUAACCACCUCUUCAUUUUGUAUUGGAGCUGCUAAAGGAGUGGCAGGAUGUGAAUGGUGAGGCCUACCGUACUGCCUUUAUUUUAAUGUUUUUGUCUUUUUAGAAGGAGACAUUACGGAUGUAACGGCUGCGUAUGUUUGUCGGUUUUUAUGACCAGAGAGGAGUCAACCAACAUGUUUGUCAUGUUACUUGAUGCUCUUCUAACUGAAUGAAAUCAGUAUAGCUCUGGAGUCAUUCCUUUUAACUCAGCUCUCACAUAUAGUCCUAUAAAUACUCGGUAUAUUUAUGUAUGUAUUCACACUGUUAAUGUGACUAGAUGUGCAGAAGGCUUCAGGAGACAGUCCUGACUUGCUUUGCAGGCAAAUGUAGCACUGUGAUAGAUGUGUGUUUAGAUUGAAAGGGUGGGGUGGGGGAUAUUAUGGGUUAGGGGUAGGGUGUUCCACACUUUUUGCUGAUUGCAAACCAUGCGCUCUUCCAUUGUCUUCAAACCUGCAACUGUUUUCCCGUCAGUGUUCGUUCAAGUACCCGAUUGCUUUCCUGCACAGCUGUGAAAGGUCCCCCACACUCUGGAGCCAUCUUUAACUUCCCCUUCUAUAUAAACUUCAUGAAUCCUGACUCAAACUAAAUCAAACCCCAAAUCCCCUGGAUUGUUCAAAGUUUUCCCCUACUUUUACAAUUUCUCCUCAAGAAUAUUUUAUUAUGUCAAUUUACUAAGAUGGCACAUGCAAUAUAUUUUUAGACUUACUAUUUUUGAAGAAUGAACUUAACAAAUCUUGAAAAAAAAUAUGUAUUUCUUUUUUUUCAGUUGAUAUCAGGUUGGUUUUUAGUCGAUGUUUAACAAAGAGAAAUAAGGGAGCCGAUGCCAUCUCAUGAGCUAGCUAGGAGCUCCGUUCCAGACGACCUCUAAUAAGGAGGACAUAUCUGAAGCACAGGGCACUCUUUAAACAAGCAGACAGCCAAUGCACAGUGUAGUAUUUUUUUUUUUUCCUUGCAAAAUCUGUAAUAAUUAUAUUUAAAGUAAGAAACGAAUAUUUAAAUGGAGAAAACAAUUGAAUAUAUUAAGAUGUCAGUUUUAAGUUAUUUGGGACUAAUUUUAUAUAUCCUGCUUAUUUGUGCUUCAGGAUUGAAAUAAUUUGUUUAUUUGUAACCUUAGUAAACUUAGUGAGGUUGAUAGCAGAAAUGUGUAGUUUAGCUUUGUUGAGGCCAAGAGCUCUAAAUUUGGUCAAAUAACAGUCUGAGUGGCUGAACAGAAACCGGACCGAUCGUAAAGGGAUAGAAAGUGUUUUUAUGUGAGGUUCAGUUGAAAUCUUACCAGCACUAGAUGAUUCUCUUGGUGUCGUCAUUUACUAUGAACGUAGAUUAGCUGGUCCGGGAAGCUAGUCAGAGAAGAGGGGUCAAGACCAAAGAGGACAAUCUCCAAAGUUUCAUACAGUUUAUGAAACGUUAAAAUGUAGUCAUGUUUGCACUGGGUGAAUAUCUACACUGAAGCCAGUGAUUAUUUAAUCCCAAAAGGUGAUGGUAUGUUAGUUCUGAUGAAACACGUACUGAAAAUCAUUCGGAGGGCCACAAGUGGCCUGUGGGCUGCACUUUUGGAUACCCCUAGUUUAAACUCACAGCAGUAGGAUAUCUGUCUGCUACAUGUAUAGGAACUAUUAGUGACAAUAACUUUACAUGACCUUACUUUAAAAAAUCCAACUACCACUUUGGAAAAGAAGACCAAAAUUGUAGAAAAUUACGAGCCCACAAAAAUACAAACCUGUAUGGGUUUCUUUUAAGAUGGCUUUGGAUCCAUAGAUAUUACACAUCAGACUAUUGUUUCAUUAAGAAAUUGCAUGUUUGCUUUAUUUUUAAACUAGUGAAAAUCAAAAUUUAUCGUAGAAUUGCUGCUUUUAACAUUUCUGGUUUUAUAGAAAAGUCAUUCAAAAGACAAAAGUCAAUAUUAUAGUGUUUGCAUAAAUGGGUUACACAUUUUUGUUCAGUAGAAGUCUCCUUUGGUCUUGGUCUGUCUCUGACUACCAGCUAAUGUGUGUGAAGAGGAAGAUCAUAACUACUGCGGGUAAGAAACUGACUGUUUAUGACCUUUAACCUUUAUUACAUAGUUCUGAACUAUCUCUUUAGGUUUGUAGUUUGGGAGAAUGGCAGCAUGGUCACCUGAGUUUUCACCGAUGAGCUGAAGACUGAAAGAGAAAUCAGAAGCGGGAGAAGAGGAACAGCACAUUCCCCACAGAUCCUGAACUGAGAACAUGUUCCUCCUCCUCAGAUUAAACCCUGCAGGACAAACGAUCAGGUGUGAGUUAUGAAAGAGGGAAAGCAAUAUUUAGGUUUUGACAGUAAUUUCUGAAAAAGAAAUUGGCCUGAAUCACCACUAAGAGCCUCUCUUUCUGCCUUGUUCAGGUUAAUGUGCAGAUCCUGUCACACCAACAUCACUUACAGUGAAGCUUCAGAAGCUUCUUCUCUUGCAUCCCCAUCUUAGAUGCAAAAACUUGCUAGAAAAGCAGCCAAGGAAAGCUCAGCCACCCAUGGGUUAUCCUCCCAAGUGCUGGCCAGCCUUGCAAAAUGCAUGGACUUAGAUAGCCUACUGUCAUUUAGUAACUAAAUUAACCACAGGCUCUUGCAUGGAGACAGUUAUAUCCUUAAUUUCCAUGCAACAAGGCUUGGCAAGCACUCAGGAAUAAGAAGUUUAGCAAACUAUGAUGUGAAACAAUGACUAACCUUCGCUGACGUGUGUUUGAGUGUGUGUGUGUGUGUGUGUUCACUCCAUUAGACAAAAGCACCCGACCAACCUGUGAGAUUCUGCUUUCUCUGUGGCCUGUAUUGAUGCUUAUUGUUGGCAUAUAUUUUGAUAUAUUUGGAAAAAUGUUGGAUAUACAGUUUAGAUAUUUUUGGAGUAGAGAGAGUUACGUGUAUCAGAUUACUGUCACUUUGUCAUGCUCUCUGAAGAUCUCUUGAAUUUUUUUAUUUUAUUUUAUUUGAAAGACUAUAUCAUCCCAACUGAUUUAAUGUAAUGUUGAGAGAAUAUUUAUAAAAUUUAAGUCCUUUGUGAAAA
Molecule: messenger RNA, 8297 nt
Organism: Girardinichthys multiradiatus
Lineage: Eukaryota; Metazoa; Chordata; Actinopteri; Cyprinodontiformes; Goodeidae
Product: bromo adjacent homology domain-containing 1 protein-like
Exons: 7
Coding region: 626-3241 (871 amino acids)
Molecular function (GO): chromatin binding
Source: RefSeq, a predicted model, not a curated record